CGCCUCCCGCCGUUCUGCCCGGAAAUAUCCGAGCCAGAACAGAACCUGCGCGCGCGGUCUUCGCACUCCCCUUGCCUUUCUCGCCCCGCCUCCUUCCCUCGUGCAAUCUCCUCCUCUCUCUCCCUCCGCCUUUCCCCCUCAGCAAAAUGGCGGCACGUAGAGGCCUUAGCAGCCAGUGAGUGACUCGCCUUCUCCUUCUCCUUCUCCUCCUCCUCUUCCUCGGUGGCCGCCAAACUCUUUUGCAUCAGACUGUCGCCUCCUCAUCUUUCCUCCUAUCCCGAAAUCACUUUUACAACCCCGUCUUCUCCCUCCCCCCGCUCCCCUUUACGAUUAUUCCUUCCUUUCCUCCCCCUUCUGUCACACUCAGGUACCCAUCCCCCCCCCACCGGCCUCUUCCCCUCCCCCUCCCCCAUUCGCCAUCAAUCAAUCAGCGGCGACCGAGAGCGGAUCAAUCAAUGGUCGGGAGGAGGAGGCGGCGGCGGCUGCUGCUGUUUAAUGAACAAUGUGUGAGAGCUGUGCUGAGCUGCUGGAGGUGUUAAAUGAGAUAUCAGAUACUGAUGGUGGUGAUGGCUUGCAACUCAGAAAGGAGCAUGCACUCAAGAUUUUUGCUUAUAUCAAUUCUUGGACGCAAAGGCAGUGUCUAUGCUGUUUCAAGGAAUAUAAGCAUUUGGAGAUUUUCAACCAAGUUGUGUGUGCACUUAUAAAUCUAGUGAUUGCUCAAGUACAGGCUCUUCGGGACCAGCUGUGUAAACAUUGCACUAUUAACUUAGGUUCAACAUGGCAAGAUGAAAAUAAUGCAUCUGAUGAGCCACUGAAUGUAGAAAGAGAAACUCGUGGAGAAGAAGAGAAUGAAGAUAGACACAAAAGUACAGAAGAAAAAAUAGAUUCUGGGAGAACUUGUAUCCUGACAGAAGAAGAAUCUGCAGAAGGUUCUGAUACCUUUAGCAUAUGGAGCACUGAGGAGAAGGAAAAACUAUUGCUUUGUGUUGCAAAGAUCUUUCAGAUCCAGUUUCCUCUGUAUACUGCCUACAAGCAUAAUACACAUCCCACAAUAGAGGAUAUUUCUGCACAAGAAAGCAAUAUAUUAGGGGCAUUCUGUGACAUGAAUGAUGUAGAAGUACCAUUGCACUUGCUUCGCUAUGUUUGCUUAUUUUGUGGAAAAAAUGGCCUAUCCCUCAUGAAGGACUGUUUUGAAUAUGGAACUCCGGAAACUUUGCCAUUUCUCAUAGCGCAUGCAUUUAUCACUGUGGUUUCUAAUAUCAGAAUAUGGCUGCACAUCCCUGCUGUCAUGCAACACAUUAUACCCUUUAGGACCUAUGUCAUCAGGUAUUUAUGCAAACUGUCGGACCAGGAGUUAAGACAGAGUGCAGCUCGUAAUAUGGCAGAUUUAAUGUGGAGCACAGUUAAAGAGCCAUUAGAUACUGCCUUGUGUUUUGAUAAAGAGAGUCUUGAUCUUGCUUUUAAGUACUUUAUGUCACCAACCUUAACCAUGAGAUUGGCUGGACUUAGUCAAAUAACAAAUCAACUUCAUACUUUCAAUGAUGUGUGUAAUAAUGAAUCCUUGGUUUCAGAUACAGAAACAUCCAUUGCUAAAGAACUUGCAGAUUGGCUAAUCAACAACAACGUAGUGGAACAUAUUUUUGGACCAAAUUUGCAUAUUGAGAUCAUUAAACAGUGCCAAGUGAUUCUUAAUUUUCUUGCUGCUGAAGGCCGGCUUAGUACUCAGCAUAUAGACUGCAUAUGGGCUGCAGCACAGUUGAAGCAUUGUAGCCGCUAUAUACAUGACUUGUUUCCUUCAUUGAUCAAGAACCUGGAUCCUGUGCCACUCAGACAUCUUCUUAAUUUAGUUUCCAUCCUUCAUCCAAGUGCACAUACCGAACAGACUUUAUAUUUGGCAUCCAUGCUCAUUAAAGCAUUGUGGAAUAAUGCUCUAGCAGCUAAGGCCCAACUAUCAAAGCAGAGUUCUUUUGCAUCUUUACUUAGUACAAACUUACCCAUGGGAAAUAAAAAAGAGGAAGAAGAGCUUCGAAGAGCAGCUCCAUCACCAUGGUCGCCUGCAGCAAGCCCUCAAAGCAGUGACAACAGCGAUACUCAUCAGAGUGGAGGAAGUGACAUUGAAAUGGAGGAACAACUGAUUAGAAAUAAGCAUGUCCAACAGCGACUCUCUGAUACAGAGGAAUCAAUGCAGGGAAGUUCUGAUGAAACAGCAAAUAGUGGUGAAGAUGGCAGCAGUGGGCCUGGUAGCAGCAGUGGUCACAGUGAUGGAUCAAGCAAUGAGGCAAACUCUAGCCAUGCAAGCCAAUCUGCAGGAAGCCCAGGCAGUGAGGUGCAGUCAGAAGAUAUUGCAGAUAUCGAAGCUCUCAAGGAAGAGGAAGAGGAAGAAGAUGAAGACCAGAGUCACAAUUCCCCCAAAACUAGUCGGAAUGUAGAUUUGCGAAGCCGAAAAAUAGAAUCUCAAUCAGGCAUUUGCUUGGGAGAUGCACAGGAAGCAACAGAUAGGAAUGGUGUAAACAAUGGAUCUGGGAAUAGCCAUGUUUUUAAUAGUGAAGCUGUUCCAUCAGUGGAUAAUAGAAUUAGAAUGCUAGAUCCCUGUUCACACUCAGAGAAUACUGAUCAUGAUAUAACUGGUGAAAUGAGUACUGCUCAUAUAUCCCAGGGUUCUCAAGAUUCCUGUAUCACACACACAGGGGACUUUCUUGGAGAAGCAAUUGGAAAUGAAUUAUUUAACUGUCGACAAUUUAUUGGGCCACAACACCAUCACCACCACCACCAUCACCACCAUCAUCACCACCACCACCACCACCAUCAUGAAGGACACAUGGUUGAUGAUAUGUUAAGUGCUGAUGAUGUCAGUUGUAGCAGCAGUCAAGUCAGUGCAAAAUCAGAGAAAAAUAUGGCAGAUUUUGAUGGGGAAGAAUCAGGAUGUGAAGAAGAGCUGGUACAGAUAAACUCACAUGCAGAACUAACUUCUCAUCUUCAGCAGCACCUUCCAAAUCUUGCUUCCAUUUAUCAUGAGCAUCUCAGCCAAGGGCCAGCAGUUCAUAAGCACCAGUACAACAGCAACGCAGUGACAGAUAUUAACUUGGAUAAUGUUUGUAAGAAGGGAAAUACCCUUUUGUGGGAUCUGGUCCAGGAUGAAGAUGCAAUACAUCUUUCUGAAGGUUUAAUAAAUGAAGCAGAGAAGCUUUUAUGUUCACUAGUAUGUUGGUUUACUGAUAGACAAAUUCGUAUGAGGUUCAUCGAAGGCUGUCUUGAAAAUUUAGCAAAUAACAGAUCAGUUGUAGUUUCUCUUCGUCUUCUCCCAAAAUUAUUCGGUACAUUUCAACAAUUUGGGAGCAGUUAUGAUACACAUUGGAUUACAAUGUGGGCUGAAAAAGAACUUAAUAUGAUGAAGCUUUUCUUUGAUAAUUUGAUAUACUACAUUCAAGCAGUCAGAGAAAGACGGCAUAAACACACAUUAUACAGCCAUAGCGCAGAGGUUCAGGUGCGUCUUCAGUUUCUGACAUGUGUCUUUUCCACUCUGGGAUCACCAGAUCAUUUCAGAUUGAGUCUGGAACAAGUUGAUGUACUAUGGCACUGCUUAGUUGAAGAUUCUGAAUGUUAUGAUGAUGCUCUACACUGGUUCUUAAAUCAAGUAAGAAGUAAAGAUCAGCAUGCUAUGGGAAUGGAAACCUACAAGCAUCUUUUUUUAGAAAAGAUGCCUCAGCUGAAGCCUGAAACAAUUAGUAUGACUGGAUUAAACUUGUUUCAGCAUUUAUGUAAUUUGGCUCGAUUGGCUACUAGUGCAUAUGAUGGUGGUUCAAACUCAGAGUUGUGUGGUAUGGACCAAUUCUGGGGCAUUGCUUUAAGAGCUCAAUCUGGAGAUGUGAGCCGGGCAGCUAUACAGUACAUUAAUUCCUAUUAUAUUAAUGGUAAAACAGGUCUGGAGAAAGAACAGGAAUUUAUUAGCAAGUGCAUGGAAAGCCUAAUGAUAGCAUCUAGUAAUCUAGAGCAAGAUUCUCAUUCCAGUCUUACCAUUAUUGAACGAGGACUUCUCAUGCUUAAAACUCAUUUAGAAGCUUUUCGGAGAAGGUUUGCAUAUCAUCUGAGGCAAUGGCAAAUAGAAGGCACUGGCAUCAGCAGCCAUUUAAAAGCAUUGAGUGAUAAACAAUCACUACCUCUCAGAAUUGUUUGUCAACCAGCUGGACUUCCUGACAAAAUGACCAUUGAAAUGUAUCCAAGUGAUCAGGUGGCAGAUUUAAGAGCUGAGGUUACGCAUUGGUAUGAAAAUUUGCAGAAAGAACAGUUGAAUCAGCAAGCACAUCUGCAAGAAUUUGGUCAAAUCAGUAGAAAAGGAGAUUUUCCAGGGGGUCUCAUGGGCCCUGUAAGAAUGAUUUCUUCUGGACAUGAACUAACAACUGACUAUGAUGAAAAAACUCUUCAUGAAUUGGGGUUUAAAGAUAUGCAGAUGGUCUUUGUGUCCUUGGGUGCUCCAAGGAGAGAGCGAAAAGGGGAAGGAGUUCAGCUUCCAGCAUCCUGCUUGCCAGCACCUCAGAAGGACAACAUCCCAAUGCUCUUACUUCUGCAAGAGCCUCAUCUUACCACCCUGUUUGAUUUGCUAGAAAUGCUUGCUUCCUUUAAGCCUCCACCCGCAGAAGUGGCUAUGGAAGAUAGUGAGAGUGCAAAAUGUGAAGAACUCCACCUUCAUGCAGAAAAUCUAUCAAGGCGAGUUUGGGAGUUGUUAAUGCUAUUGCCUACAUGUCCUAAUAUGCUUCAGGCAUUUCAAAAUAUUUCAGAUGAUCAGAGCAAUGAUGGAUUCAGCUGGAAAGAUCUUUUAAGAAUAAAAAGUGCCCAUAAACUUUUGUAUGCCCUUGAAAUAAUCGAAGCGCUUGGAAAACCCAAUAGAAGAAUAAGACGGGAAUCUACGGGAAGUUAUAGUGAUCUUUAUCCAGAUUCUGAUGAUUCAAGUGAAGAUCAAAUAGAAAAUAGUAAAAACACUUGGAGUUGCAAGUUUGUGGCUUCUGGAGGUCUUCAGCAGCUCUUGGAAAUAUUUAAUUCGGGAAUUUUAGAACCUAAAGAACAGGAAUCAUGGACAGUUUGGUUAUUAGAUUGUCUGGCUUGCUUGCUGAAGUUGAUAUGCCAGUUUGCUGUGGAUCCUUCAGAUUUGGAUUUAGCUUAUCAUGAUGUUUUUGCCUGGUCUGGAGUAGCAGAGAAUCACAGGAAAAGAACUUGGCCAGGAAAAUCACGGAAAACUGCAGGAGAUCAUACAAAAGGCCUUCACAUACCCCGUUUAACAGAGGUAUUUCUUGUACUUGUCCAGGGAACCAGUUUGAUUCAGCGACUUAUGUGUGUUGCUUAUACAUAUGACAACUUGGCGCCUAGGGUGUUGAAAGCUCAAGCUGAUCAUAGGUCAAGACAUGAAGUUACUCACUAUUCAAUGUGGUUGCUAGUGAGUUGGGCUCACUGUUGCUCUUUAGUAAAAUCCAACCUAGCAGAUAGUGAUAAUUUACAUGAUUGGCUGAAGAAACUUACUCUUCUAAUUCCAGAGACUGCAGUUCGCCAUGAAUCUUGUAAUGGUCUCUAUAAAUUAUCACUGUCAGGGUUGGAUGGAGGGGACUCCAUAAAUAGGUCUUUCCUGCUGCUAGCUGCCUCAACCCUGCUUAAAUUUCUUCCUGAUGCCCAGGCUCUGAAACCUAUUAAGAUUGAGGAUUAUGAAGAAGAACCCAUUUUACAGCCUGGCUGUAAAGAAUAUUUCUGGUUGCUGUGCAAACUAAUAGAUAAUAUACAUGUAAAAGAUGCUAGUCAGACAACUUUACUUGAUUUAGAUGCCUUAGCAAGACAUUUGGCUGAUUGUAUUAGAAGCAGAGAAAUUCUUGAUCAUCAAGAUGGUAAUACUGAAGAUGAUGGUCUUACAGGUCUCCUACGUUUAGCAACAAGUGUUAUCAAACAUAAACCACCUUUUAAAUUUUCCCGAGAGGGGCAGGAAUUCUUAAGAGAUAUCUUUAACCUUCUGUUCUUAUUGCCAAGUCUAAAAGAUCGACAACAGCCAAAAUGCAAGUCACAUUCUUCAAGGGCUGCUGCUUAUGACUUAUUGGUAGAAAUGGUAAAAGGUUCUGUUGAAAACUACAGGCUCCUCCAUAACUGGGUUAUGGCACAACAUAUGCAGUCUUCUCAUGCACCUUAUAAAUGGGAUUAUUGGCCACAUGAUGAUGUUAGAGCUGAAUGCAGGUUUGUGGGAUUAACCAACCUUGGAGCGACUUGUUACUUGGCAUCAACAAUUCAACAAUUAUAUAUGAUUCCAGAAGCCAGACAAGCCAUUUUUACUGCAAAGUAUUCUGAGGAUAUGAAACACAAGACUACUCUUUUAGAACUUCAGAAAAUGUUCACGCAUUUAAUGGAAAGUGAAUGUAAAGCAUAUAAUCCAAGGCCAUUCUGCAAAACCUACACCAUGGAUAAACAGCCACUAAAUACUGGUGAACAAAAGGACAUGACAGAAUUUUUUACAGAUCUUAUAACAAAAAUUGAGGAAAUGUCUCCAGAAUUGAAGAAUACUGUGAAAAGCUUGUUUGGAGGUAUUAUCACAAACAAUGUUGUUUCUCUGGACUGUGAACAUGUUAGCCAAACUGCUGAAGAAUUCUAUACAGUAAGAUGUCAAGUAGCAGAUAUGAAGAAUAUUUAUGAAUCUCUUGACGAAGUUACUAUUAAAGAUACCCUGGAAGGUGAUAACAUGUAUACUUGUUCACACUGUGGGAAAAAAGUACGGGCUGAAAAAAGGGCAUGUUUUAAGAAAUUACCUCGAAUCUUAAGCUUUAAUACAAUGAGAUACACUUUUAACAUGGUUACUAUGAUGAAGGAAAAGGUCAACACACACUUCUCAUUUCCUUUACGUUUGGAUAUGACCCCUUAUACUGAAGAUUUUCUCAUGGGAAAAAAUGACAGAAAAGAAGGUUUCAAGGACGAUGGCAGUAGUUCAAAGGAGACCAAGAGUUAUGAGUAUGAUUUGAUAGGUGUAACUGUCCAUACAGGAACUGCUGAUGGAGGGCAUUACUACAGCUUUAUCCGAGAUAUUGUUAAUCCACACGCUUACAAAAACAACAAGUGGUAUCUGUUCAAUGAUGCUGAAGUAAAGCCGUUUGAUUCUGCUCAGUUGGCUUCUGAAUGUUUUGGUGGAGAAAUGACAACGAAAACCUAUGACUCUGUCACCGAUAAAUUUAUGGAUUUCUCUUUUGAAAAGACUCACAGUGCAUACAUGCUCUUCUAUAAACGAAUGGAACCAGAAGAAGAAAAUGGCAAAGAUUAUACAUUUGAUGUUUCUUCUGAAUUACUAGAAUGGAUAUGGCAUGAUAACAUGCAGUUCCUUCAGGAUAAGAAUAUUUUUGAGCAUACAUAUUUUGGAUUUAUGUGGCAGUUGUGUAGUAGCAUCCCCAGCACAUUACCAGAUCCAAAAGCAGUUUCUCUGAUGACAGCCAAGUUAAGCACUUCUUUUGUCCUUGAAACAUUUAUCCAUUCAAAAGAAAAGCCCACAAUGCUUCAGUGGAUUGAACUGUUAACUAAGCAAUUUAACAACAGCCAAGCUGCUUGUGAGUGGUUUCUUGAUCGUAUGGCUGAUGAUGACUGGUGGCCUAUGCAGAUUUUAAUUAAAUGCCCCAAUCAGAUUGUAAGACAGAUGUUUCAGCGUUUGUGCAUUCAUGUGAUUCAGCGGCUAAGGCCAGUCCAUGCUCAUCUCUACCUACAGCCAGGACUAGAAGACUGUUCAGAUGACAUGGAUGGUCCUGUGGAAGAUAUUGGUAGUCGCUCAUGUGUGACUCGUUUUGUGAAGACACUGUUGUCAAUUAUGGAACAUGGUGUUAAACCUCACAGUAAACAUCUCACAGAAUACUUUGCCUUUCUUUAUGAAUUUGCCAAAAUGGGAGAAGAGGAGAGCCAGUUUUUGCUUUCUCUGCAAGCAAUUUCAACAAUGGUUCAUUUCUAUAUGGGAACUAAAGGUCCUGAAAAUCCCCAAGUUGAGGUACUAUCAGAAGAAGAAGGAGAAGAGGAGGAGGAGGAGGAAGACAUUCUUUCUUUAGCAGAAGAAAAAUAUAGGCCUGCUGCACUUGAAAAGAUGAUUGCUCUGAUAGCUCUUUUGGUAGAACAGUCUCGAUCAGAGAGGCAUUUGACUUUAUCCCAAAAUGAUAUGGCAGCAUUAACUGGAGGCAAGGGUUUUCCUUUCUUAUUCCAACAUAUUCGAGAUGGAAUCAAUAUUAGGCAGACCUGCAAUCUUAUUUUCAGUCUUUGUCGAUAUAACAACAGACUUGCAGAACAUAUCGUAUCCAUGCUUUUCACAUCUAUAGCCAAGUUGACUCCUGAGGCAGCCAAUCCUUUUUUCAAGUUAUUAACUAUGCUUAUGGAAUUUGCUGGUGGACCUCCAGGAAUGCCACCAUUUGCAUCAUAUAUUCUCCAAAGGAUAUGGGAGGUGAUUGAGUACAACCCAUCUCAAUGUCUGGAUUGGCUAGCAGUGCAGACACCACGAAAUAAGCUUGCCCACAGUUGGGUCCUGCAGAAUAUGGAAAACUGGGUAGAACGCUUUCUUUUGGCUCAUAACUAUCCUAGAGUGAGAACCUCUGCAGCCUAUCUUCUUGUCUCUCUUAUUCCAAGCAAUUCAUUCCGACAAAUGUUCCGAUCUACCCGCUCACUCCAUAUCCCUACUCGAGAUCUUCCCCUUAGUCCAGAUACUACAGUUGUUCUUCAUCAAGUUUAUAAUGUGUUGCUUGGACUGCUCUCAAGAGCUAAGCUUUAUGUUGAUGCUGCUGUGCAUGGAACUACAAAACUGGUACCCUACUUCAGUUUUAUGACUUACUGCUUGAUCUCCAAAACAGAAAAACUAAUGUUUUCUACUUAUUUCAUGGAUUUGUGGAACCUCUUUCAGCCUAAACUUUCUGAGCCUGCUAUUGCUACCAACCAUAAUAAGCAGGCCCUGCUCUCUUUCUGGUACAAUGUCUGCGUUGACUGCCCUGAGAACGUGCGCCUUAUUGUGCAGAAUCCAGUGGUGACCAAGAACAUUGCCUUCAAUUACAUCCUAGCAGAUCACGAUGACCAGGAUGUGGUGCUUUUUAACCGUGGGAUGCUACCUGCCUACUAUGGCAUUCUGCGGCUAUGCUGUGAACAAUCCCCCGCAUUUACCAGACAGUUGGCUUCUCAUCAAAAUAUCCAGUGGGCAUUCAAGAAUCUCACACCACAUGCCAGCCAAUAUCCUGGGGCAGUGGAAGAACUAUUUAAUCUCAUGCAACUCUUUGUAGCUCAAAGGCCUGAUAUGAGAGAGGAAGAACUGGAAGACAUUAAGCAAUUUAAAAAAACGACUAUAAGCUGUUACCUUCGCUGCUUAGAUGGACGGUCAUGCUGGACUACUUUAAUAAGUGCCUUCCGAAUAUUAUUAGAAACUGACGAGGAUCGGCUUCUUGUCAUAUUUAACAGAGGCUUAAUCCUGAUGACUGAGUCCUUCAAUACUCUGCACAUGAUGUACCAUGAAGCCACAGCUUGCCAUGUAACUGGAGAUCUGGUUGAGCUUCUGUCCAUAUUUCUUUCCGUCCUCAAAUCCACUCGGCCAUAUCUGCAAAGAAAAGAUGUGAAACAAGCCCUUAUCCAAUGGCAGGAGCGGAUAGAAUUUGCCCAUAAACUUUUAACUUUGCUAAAUUCCUACAGUCCUCCGGAACUUAGAAAUGCUUGUAUAGAUGUUCUCAAGGAACUGGUGCUGUUAAGCCCUCAUGAUUUUCUGCACACUUUAGUUCCUUUUCUCCAGCAUAACCAUUGCACAUACCAUCAUAGCAACAUACCAAUGUCUCUUGGUCCUUAUUUCCCAUGCCGUGAAAAUCUGAAGUUGAUAGGAGGCAAAAGUAAUAUUCGCCCACCUCGCCCUGAACUUAAUAUGUGCCUUUUGCCUACGAUGGUAGAAGCUAACAAGGGUAAAGAUGAGGUUUAUGACCGUAUGCUACUAGAUUACUUUUUUUCAUACCACCAGUUCAUCCAUCUCUUAUGCCGAGUUGCCAUCAACUGUGAGAAAUUCACAGAAACCUUAGUGAAAAUGAGUGUUCUUGUUGCAUAUGAAGGCUUACCUCUUCAUCUAGCUUUGUUUCCCAAACUUUGGACUGAGCUUUGUCAAAGUCAGUCUUCUAUGUCAAAGAAUUGCAUCAAGCUCCUGUGUGAAGAUCCUGUGUUUGCAGAGUAUAUUAAAUGCAUCCUAAUGGAUGAGAGGACAUUUCUUAACAACAACAUUGUUUACACUUUCUUAACUCAUUUUCUUCUCAAGGUACAAGGACAAGUGUUUUCCGAAGCAAAUUGUGCUGGAAUAAUCAAUAAUCUGAUUACAAAUUUGAUCAACCAGUAUCAGAAUCUGGAAUCAGAAUUUUCCAAUCAGCGAGUUGAAAUUUUUAAAGCAAGUUCCACUUUAAAUGGGGACCUUCGAGCUCUCACUUUACUGCUUUCUGUGCACACCCCCAAACAGUUGAAUCCUGCCCUAAUACCUACUUUGCAAGAGCUACUAAACAAAUGCAAAACUUGUCAACAGCAAAAAAGCUCAUUGCAGGAACAAGAAGCCAAAGAACGAAAAACUAAAGAUGAUGAGGGAGCCACUCCAGUAAAAAGAAGACGGGUUAGCAGUGAUGAGGAGCAUACAGUAGACAGUUGCAUCAGUGAUUUGAAAAAUGAACCUAGGGAAGCCUUGACUCCAACCAGCACCUCAGAUAAUGAGACAAGAGACUCCUCCAUCAUUGACCCAGGCACAGAACAGGACCUGCCUUCCCCUGAAAAUAAUUCUAUUAAGGAGUACCGUAUGGAAGUUCCCUCUUCAUUUUCUGAAGAUAUGAUGCUAGCUACUCAUUCACACCAUGGGGAGGAGCAGCUGGGCAGUGGGAGAUUUGAAGAAUGUAAAGAUCUGAAAGAGCCAUCAAGCUCCAAGGAUUCUCACAUUAUUGAGGAUGAUACAGAGUUCCCCUCCACAUCUAUUUCUGCUGUUCUUUCUGACCUCACAGAUUUGAAGAACUCUGAAAGUCAAGCUUCCCAGGACCCUGAGUCUGGCUUAUCACUUAGUUGCAGCCAUUCCAGAGGACUGUUGAGUCACAUGCAGCAGCAACAUCAAGACAUUUUAGACAUCCUUUGCAGGACCAUUGAAUCAACAAUUCAUGUGGUUACGAGGAUAUCUGGCAAAGGAAACCCAGCUGCUUCUUGACAGUAGAGGAGCAUGCGUGCUUUUAAAGUCUUUUUUUCUCCCUUUUAAAAAUGCUGUUUGUAUAAGUUCUGCUUAUUUCUGUUUUGUGCUUCAGUUUGUCCAGUGCUUUCUGCUUGAAUGGCAAGAUGAAAUUUAUAUGCUUAAUUGGUCAGGCAGAACUUCAAAUUAAAAAAAUUAUUUUGCAUCUACCGUAUGUUUUCUUAAAGGGCAAUCAAAUAAUGAAUAUGUUUAUGUAAUUCAAAGUUCACUGUGGUGGCUUUCAUUUAAUAUGCCUGUCUUGGAGAGCAGGGACUCUUUGCCCUGUAUGAUGUAAUUGAAAUUUAACUGCAUUUUUACGGUGUAUAAUAUGGUGUCCUCUGUGCCAGUUUUGUACCUUACAAAAGAGGCAGCUUGCCUCCAAUUGCUGUGGUUCUUAUUAUCAAAAUUAAGUUUACUUGUAUACUAAACAACCACAAAAAAUUGAUUCUAUAAAGAAUCCUCUUUAGCUGUGGCCUGACAGUAUACACAUACAAAUACACACACACACACGAAUAUAUAUAUAUAUAUAUAUAUAUAUAUAUAUAUAUAUAUAUAUAUAUUAGUGCUUUAUUUAACAGAAUACCUGUGAUGAAAAUAAAGCACAUUUGAUGUAAAAUUAAUUGUUUUAUUUUUAUUGACAUGACCAAUUGCUAUUCUGUGCACUUCAUUAAACUGAUUGUGAUGACUUUUCAUUUGUUUUUAUAUAUGUUGCCUCUGUAGUCCAUUAUUUCCUUGCCAGAAAUAGGAGCUCAGAGAGGUGUGUGCACGCUUCCCAGCUGCUCUCUUCCCUGACAUCCAUGGACUGUUGAAGAAUGGACAGGGCUAUUUAGAAUAUUCUAUACUUACCUAUAUAUCCCUGUGAAGUCCCUAGUGAAGCCAGUACUCCUCUGAGUCUCACAUGUGGUGAUAUAUUUUACAUUUUGGAUACUUCUUUUGUCUGUAACUAUUUUUUAAUAAAGCAAUGAAUACAUCUGAGUGAAUGUCAGAGGAUGUAUCAUGCAUUCAGAAGAAAAAAAUGGAAAAUUAAUAAAGGAUUACAAAUACACAUUUUACAGGAAUUGCAUUGUAUGUCAUCCAACUACAUGACAACUUCAAAAUGAAAAUUAAAUAUCAGAUUAUGAUAAUAGUAAAAGUAGUAGCAGUAUAUUUAAAAUAGGGUUUUCACCCCUAUAUUGAGCAAAUGCAGAUAGAUUCUGAAGGGGGCUAUAUAAUGUAUGUCAGUUCAGUUCACUAUACUAGUGGUUAAUAUGUGCAUACCUAAAAGUAAGCAUAAUUCUAUUAUUUUAAAAGGUAUCCAGAUUUGAAGCCAAGAAAAUCUUCAGUGAAGAUGUAAAAGAGACCAGAAGGAGUGAAAUUAGAAGAGGUGCUUUAGCAGCAUAAUAUACCAAAAGUGUUUUAAAGAGUUCUUGAAUACUUAAAAAAAUAUUUGGAUAUUUAUAAAUCAAGAGAAAAUAGUUAUCUUUUUUCUUACCAGAGGAAUGGAUAAAACGGUAAAUAGAGUGCAUGAGAGGUUAAUGUGCAUUUUUAAUAAGAUUUGUUUAAUGCUCUGAAUUAUUAAAAAAAAUCUGUCAAAUAAAAUUGAAUAAUAACAUCAAUGAAAAAAUACUUUGUAGUCUUUAUUUUAAAAAGCUUAAACUAAAUUGGUUUAUAAUUACACUGUAUAAAAUAGACAUUUUGAAUAUCAGAAAGUAGUAUAAUUCAUGAUUGGUAGCAUACCAUUAAUAAAUAUUCAGAAGUGUUUGAAAUGAUAAUAAUCCUUCACUGAUUAAAGGAAAGAAGCAUUCAAAUAAUUAGCCAUUCCCUAUCCAUACAUGGAAGAGCGAGGAUUAUGUCAUCAACAUUACUAGGCCUGCCCUUUUUCUACCAACUUCAUUGGAGAUUUUACCUAUGAUAAUGCGUUCUUUAUCUUUCCAAGUUCUGUAUUUUCUUUUAAAACUACAUUUUCACCUGUAAUGGCCAAGUGACUACAGCAACAACCAAAAAAUAUUCCCCCCCCCCCCCCCGGCCCGGCUAUUGCCAACAAAAACAAUGGGUGAAGCUGUUCUUGGGCGUGUGUGACUGGCAAGACAGCCACUAGCCAUGCCUGAGAUGAACCAUAUUUUUCUGCGUAAGUUAAGAGAUUUGUUUCAACUUUUCCAUUUGCUUUUUAAGUUAUCUCCUCUUAGUUCUUCAGUCUGAUCAUUUGUUAGCUUUGUCAGAUCAAAACUAGAAUAAGAACUAAAAAAGUCCAGCACUUUCUAAGCUCACUGUAGAGUAAGCAGGGCAUCUGCAAAUCACAGAGAAGUAUAUCUCUGCACCUUUUUAUCUUAAUAACUUGUGAAAUCAUGCUGUUUCAACACAAUGCUGAAAAAUGGAGAAUUUUUGUUAAUACCCAGUUGUAAAUAAAUGUUAACUGUUUAAUACAACUUUAAACAAAAAAUUUACUCUGAAAUACUACCUUCUGAAAUCUUGUCUGUUUACUGCAGCUAACCUGCCCCUGCCCGCCCCUCAACCCUCUGUCCAGAAAAGUAGUCCUAGUUAUCUGAAGCUUGUAAAAUAACAUUCAUGUGAUAACAGCAUGGUUGGUUGGUUGGUUGAUUACACACUUUGUAGAUCAUUGUGUUACAGAUUUCUGGGAAUGCAGGUAGCUCAGGUUUGCUGUGCAUAGUAAUUGCGUUCUCUGGGCUUCUCCAGGAUUUUAAAGAUUUUUUGGGAGAGUUCAUAGCAACCAAUUAAUGGGUGUCUCCCAGGAAGCUGCCUAUCACUACCCCGCUGCCCCCCAAAUUAAAAUUUUACAGAGACUAUAUAUUAGAAGGCAAACCCCACCUUUGAACUGGUGCACUAAGGAACCCUCACUGGGAUGGUGCAAAUCCUACCCCUCUUGUCUCCCAAAACCAGAGAAACAGUCUGCUAAGUUUGCUGUCUGAAGGAAAUUGAAGGAAUUUCAGUAAAUUUUACAGGUGAGAAGAUUAAAGUGCCUGAGCACUAAAUGCUUCAUUUACCAUAUUAAAUUGUAUAGGAAUAUAAGUAUAUAUAAUACAUAUUUCUCAAAUCAAAGCACAAAUUUAGAUUUACCAUAGUGUUGUAAGAGUUUGCCAAUUAAAAUGUGUUCAUUAGAAAAAGAUAAACACAUGGAGGAGGGGUGUGUGUGUGUGUCUGUGUGUGUGUGUGUGUAAAAGGCUGAAAAAUAGAAACUCAAUAAAUCCAAAAGAAGUGCCAAAAAGAACAAAAAUGCACCUCUGAGGUUAACUGGUCAGCUAUGUAUUAUCAAACCAGAUAAUGAAAACAGUUACACAGUCGAUAAUUGUACUUCAUAACUAUCAUAGAAUUGUUACUUUUGUUUAGCUAAGAAAAUACAGAUGUGUACACUGUAAAUGUAUCUCAAGUGGUAUUAGACAUUACAUGAAAAAAGAAGUAAAUCUAUUUUUAAAUUUCCUGUCAAAGUAUUAAGUGACUUACUAUCACUCUUAGAAAUUCCUACCUAUAGACAUGUCUGUCUUCAUGAAACAGAAACACCUCUGUACAAUAAAUUCUAAUUUUAUCAUG
Molecule: messenger RNA, 14722 nt
Organism: Pantherophis guttatus
Lineage: Eukaryota; Metazoa; Chordata; Lepidosauria; Squamata; Colubridae
Gene: USP34
Product: ubiquitin specific peptidase 34
Biological process (GO): protein deubiquitination
Cellular component (GO): cytosol; nucleus
Molecular function (GO): cysteine-type deubiquitinase activity
Source: RefSeq, a predicted model, not a curated record